AUGUCACUACCAAAUUCCAGAAGUCUAGCAUUAAAAGAAAUUAUUAAAGAUCUCCAAAAAAAUAGUUCGACAAAUAUCGAAGUAGAAAAAGAAAAUUUAUUACCAGUAAGCCCAACCGACCAGAAAGAACCGAUAGAAAAUCAAGUUGUACCUUCUACUUCAAAAAGAAACAUACCUUUAAAUGAACGUGCUUAUAAUGUACACCAAAGUUUACGUGAUAAAGGAUCGUCCUACUCUUCCGAUCAAAAGUCUGAUCAAGAUUUUUCGCCUGCUUCCGAUGAUGAUAGGGAGUAUAUACCCCCAUCUAUAGCUUACAGUUCGCCUUCAGACGAUGAUUCCAAGCGACAAAAUAAAUAA
Molecule: messenger RNA, 357 nt
Organism: Parnassius apollo (apollo)
Lineage: Eukaryota; Metazoa; Arthropoda; Insecta; Lepidoptera; Papilionidae
Source: the annotation of a GenBank genome assembly